Molecule: messenger RNA, 339 nt
Organism: Hirsutella rhossiliensis
Lineage: Eukaryota; Fungi; Ascomycota; Sordariomycetes; Hypocreales; Ophiocordycipitaceae
Exons: 1
Coding region: 1-339 (112 amino acids)
Source: RefSeq, a predicted model, not a curated record
AUGUCUUCGUCUCCGUCGGCGGACAGCUCUGCCCCGCACCUCCGCAAGCCCCUUGGCUCUAGCAAGGGCGCGGGCAGCGAUAUGUCCAUGAUGUUCUUCGCCCAGCCCGACUGCCCCGCGAGGUUCGCCCACCACGACGAGCACCGCAUUAGGGGCCUCAACGCUGAGGCUAUCGCCCGCGUCCUCCUGCCGGUGCCCUCGUGGCUGCUCGAGGCCGACUACGCACCCCUCCGGGCCGAGGGCGACGACCUGGGCCCCUCUCUCUUCUUUAGCCUAAACCUCUCUAUCUACGGCCAGCCAAUCGUCGACACGGACUGGUCCGAGCAAUGGUUCCUAUGA